This is a messenger RNA of Trichoderma virens Gv29-8, 1158 nucleotides long. RefSeq lists its product as uncharacterized. The annotation marks the transcript as partial. Lineage: Eukaryota; Fungi; Ascomycota; Sordariomycetes; Hypocreales; Hypocreaceae. The record is from RefSeq and is a predicted model, not a curated record. The transcript has a single exon.
AUGGAAGAAUUCAAAUAUCCUCCUCUCAAUCUGGAUAAGCCUGCGAUUCGGCUACUCUGCCUGCAUCCAGGAAAUAGCGGCGUCAUAUCUUGCCGCCUUAUCUUGGCAGAGUUGCAUCAGCGAGAUACUAUGGUUUCUUAUGAAGCUCUCUCCUACACCUGGGGCUCCCCCAAUCCUACCGCAAUCAUUUAUGUUGAUGGUUGCUGUCUGAGGGUUACCUAUAAUCUCUACCAAGCACUGCUUGACCUUCGCUACCAGGAACAGGAGCGCUUCUUGUGGAUUGACGCCGUGUGCAUUGACCAAAAAAACAAGAAAGAGAGGGGACAUCAAGUUGCACAAAUGGGGAACAUCUACAAGGAAGCCGAUCGUGUGAUUUUCCGUUUAGGUCCGGGGUCAAAUGUGACAAAUGUCUUUAUGGAAAGCCUGCAGUGGCUGCAGAGAGAGAGCCUCAAACAAGCUUGUAAAGCCUGGUCACCUCAAGAUGGCCGUUGGAAGGAUCUUUGGACUUCUUUCCAGACGGUUUGGGAGGAAGUUAAUGCUAAACUCGAGGACUUACAACGACAAGGUCUGCAAGAAAUUCUGGAGCAACCUUGGUUUCGAAGGGUCUGGAUUUUACAAGAGGUGGCAUUUGCAAAGGCCGGCAUUAUAUCUUGUGGUACAAAAUCUGUGUCGGCCCGCCUUUUCAGUCUUACUCCUCUGCUCUUGAGAGUUACCCCAGACUCUCACUGUCAAUCUGUUCUCGACAUCAUGCCAUCUCUCUGGAGGAAAUUCACACGGUCGAGCGAGAGCCGAAGCCUUUACAGGCUCCUAUUAAAUUUUGGGAGAAGUGAAGCUACCGAACCGCGAGAUCUCGUUUACGCUUUACGAGGCAUGUCUUCUGAUUUAGCGGGCAAACUCAACGAUGUCCUUUUUCCAGAUUACUGGAAGAAAGAAGAAGACCUAAUUAAUGAUGUUAUUCGAUAUAUCUACCAUAUUGAUUUGAAAAACUUGACGUGGUGGCCGCGACCAUCUUCGAUACGAGAGCUAUUGAGGGACUUACCCGCGCUCGGAACGAAUUUCUGCAUGGAAAUAGUAAAAAAGUCACUGCCAUCCGAUAUGGAGAUGCUUCUCCAAAAUCCCGAAAUCUUGGUCAGUCAGGAAGUAAUCAAGGCUGCAGCA